CCGGAAGUGCAGCGUUGUUUCCAUGUUUUCAACGUUAAUUUCUCGUCAUGUUGUUUCAGAAAUAGCGUUUAAAUAACCCACACCGCUGUUUAAUACUUUUAAGAAGUGAAACAUGCCGAAGGUGGUUUCUAGAAGCGUCGUGUGCUCGGACACCAGAGACAGAGAGGAGUACGAUGACGGAGAAAAGCCCCUUCAUGUGUAUUACUGUCUGUGCGGUCAGAUGGUUCUGGUCUUGGACUGUCAGCUGGAGAAACUGCCUAUGAGGCCCCGGGACCGAGCCAGGGUGAUCGAUGCUGCCAAACAUGCCCACAAGUUCUGUAACGUGGAGUUAGACGAGAACGCCUACAUCAAGAGAGCCGAGGGCAUCGAGCGGCAGUACCGCAAAAAGUGCGGAAAGUGCGGCCUGCUGCUCUUCUACCAGCACCAGGAGAAAAACAACCUGGCCACCUUCAUCGUGGAUGGAGCCGUGGUGAAGUUCGGACAGGGCUUCGGUAACACCAGCGUCUACAGCCAGAAACAACCGGAGGCUCCGAAGAAGGUCCGAGUGAUGAUGACGAAGAGGACCAAAGACAUGGGCAAGUUCAGCUCUGUCACAGUUUCUACCAUCGAUGAAGAAGAGGAGGAGAUUGAAGCCAGAGAGGUGGCGGACUCGUACGCUCAAAACGCAAAAGUGAUCGAGAAACAGCUGGAGAGGAAGGGCAUGAGCAAGAGGAGGUUGCAGGAGCUGGCUGAGCUGGAGGCCAAGAAGGCGAAGAUGAAGGGAACCCUGAUCGAUAACCAGUUCAAGUAGAGGAGUCUUCACAGGGACAUAGUCUGUGAUAGGGUGUCACAGCACCAGGAUCUUCCCCCUAGAAAGGAUGCUACAAAAUCAGACUAUCUUAACACCUUUACAGUUGACAGACCUUUUGAUAAUUUUCUAUAUCUCCUCUAUGAUAGCAUCCAAAAGUAGGGAUGCACAGAUGCAUUUGUUUCACAUUGCUAUUAGCCAUUUUGACAAACAACUCACUGAUUCUGAGUACUAAUAUGAGUACCCAAUACACCACAACUGUUCUUACAUUUUUUAAAAGAUUGUUUUAUGUUCUUCAUCCCUCCUCUUGGCAAUUUACCCGAGCAUAGUUUUCAUCCUCCUCUACUUUUGUCAGUUUCAUUUAUGUUAAAAAUAACCAAACUGCAGACAUGGCUCCAGCUUCAACUGCAUACCGGUUCUUGGAUAAUGAGAGGCUAUCGUCAUGCUUUAAAUCAUACUGAGUAUAUCUGCAGGGUUUUCUGUGUAGGAGGAUUUAGGCUUGGUAUCGGCAUCUGUGCAUCCCCAGAGAUUUAUUACUGAGCAGAAGAUGUUGAAAAGCUGUGGUCUAUUUUUAUAGUCGGACAUGAGAGAAAAUGUUGGCAUUGUAGGAGUGCUGCAUCAGAAGAAGUAAUGAAAAGGCAUCAGCUAAAUUGUUAUUGUUAACAUUAUUGACGUUGGCCCUGAUUUUUACAAUCAGUGCAUCACUUAUAAAAAGACUGGUGCACUGGAGGUUAAUGAAUACAUCAAAGAAGGAAACCAAAUUCUACUUUUUUUAAGAAAUAACAAAAACAAAGUCAGCUCUUCUACCAUUGUGUUCUAACUGCAUUUAAGUGUCAGCAACAAGAUCAGAUUGAUUACACUGAUUCCUAAUGUAGUAUCCUGACAGCCUGUGAGCGACACUGCAUAUCACAACACACCAUUAUUCCCCUGUCACCACAUUUCUUUCUUCCUUGCUGUCACUGGUGUUGACAUGGAUGAGGAACAAGAAGAAGGCAAGUUACCACAGUGUGUGUCACAGAAAGAUUUUCAUCAUUUACUUUUCUCACUCAAAACAGCUUGUUAGUUUGUUCCUGGUGGCUCAUCAAUACAAGCACAACACUUCCAUUCUCUUCAUUCAAAAUAAAAUUGUUAGAUAACAUCUUUUUUUAACAAGGGGAAACUAAAAUCUACACAGCAGAGAAUUAAGUAUUUAUACCAGCUGUAGUGUGUAAUAUCUGACACUUUCAUGCUGUUAGGACAUGGUCGGAGAUGAAUCCACGAAGACAAAAUGUUAAAUGUCACUCGGUGCUUUUACUAACCGUGAGCUGACAUUGUCAGCAUGUACAGCCUCUUUUCACUGAGUAUUAGGCCUAGCAGAAUUUUUUGUAUCUGAUUUGAAAAUAUAUCGGUAUAUCUUAAUAAGCUGUUAAAUAGCCCAGCCCUAUUUUCUGCCACAUGUUUUAAAACAAAAACAUCUGCAUUGUUUUUAUGAUUGAUAGUAUCUGUUGAAGAUCAAAAUAACAGGGAUGUUAUCAUGUAAAACAGGUGGUUUGGAGAGGUAUCCAAAUGUUGACAACCUUACUAUGUGGCUCACACUUUCCUCAUCCUUUUGACUGACUGGCCAGCUCUGGUAGUGAGUUUCCCUGACGUCCUAGUGCACUGCGAGGACCAUUUUUAAAUUUAUAGGUAGAGGACUGAUUGUUUCUUUGUAUAUUUCAUUUCAUGUCUGAGAUCUUCAGAUGUGUUUGAUGUUUUAUUUUUUUUAUUUUUUACAAAAAAUAAACCCUGUUGGUAUUGGUAA
Messenger RNA from Cheilinus undulatus (humphead wrasse), 2567 nucleotides. RefSeq names its product STING1 ER exit protein 1 (gene steep1). The coding region runs from base 113 to 790 and encodes 225 amino acids. NCBI's taxonomy places the organism in Eukaryota, Metazoa, Chordata, Actinopteri, Labriformes, Labridae. The transcript has a single exon. The record is from RefSeq and is a predicted model, not a curated record.